AUGGAUACUAACAAGUCAUUAGUGAUCAUCCUAUUGGUCGUCGUGUUGCUCCUCGCCGCCACAAAAAGAACCGUUCAAUCUUGCUUUCCCUCCGAUCGAGUUGUGCUUCUAGAGUUCCGAGCUAAGCUCAACGAGCCAUACAUUGGCGUUUUCAACACGUGGAAAGGUCAAGACUGUUGCAAGGGCCGGAUCAACAAUACCUCGGGGGUCAUACCGCGAGACAUCGGACGUUUGAAGAUGUUGAGUCGUGUGUUACUAAGCGGUAACAAAAUCUCGGGUCAAAUACCGGAAUCUUUGACCCGAAUCUACCGUCUCGCGGAUCUUGAAAUCUCGAUGAACCGGCUCACCGGUUCAAUCCCGGUUUCGUUCGGUAAAAUGUCGGUUCUCGCUACGCUUAACCUCGAUGGGAACUUGAUUUCCGGGGACUCUGAUGACGUCGUCGAUCUCGAAUUUGAAUCUGAGCGGGAAUCUCAUAACCGGACGUAUACCGAACACGUUCGGACCGAGGUCGUACUUCACGAUCACGGCGGCGUCGUUUAUUGGCCACCUUGA
Messenger RNA from Camelina sativa (false flax), 552 nucleotides. NCBI's taxonomy places the organism in Eukaryota, Viridiplantae, Streptophyta, Magnoliopsida, Brassicales, Brassicaceae. The record is from RefSeq and is a predicted model, not a curated record.